AUGCAUCUCCAACCUCUCCCCUCCACGCUCCUCAACAGCCAACCCCCAGGUCUCUCCCUCGGCUCCACCCUCAACGUGACCGUCCUCGGCGCACGCGACAAUCGCUCCACGUUAGAAUGCUGGGCUCUGUCGUCGGGUUUUGAAACCUCCAAUACACCCGGCACCGCGGGGGCUGCGGCGCUGGAUCUAGGUGGUGUUGGUCGGAACGCGUCGUAUACGGUUUUACCAGCUGGUUUUGAUGGGGGGUUGCAUAAUGCACCGGCUUUGCAAUGGGUGGUCUACCUCUCUGGCCUGGCGCAUAUCACCCUGCCCAACUCGACGACCGAGGCUUGGAUAGAAGGUGGCAAGAACGGUGCCAUUCUGGCUCUUGAUACGGCUGAUGUCAGUGCCUUGGGUCACUUCACUACGUACCCCUCGCAGGAGUCGACGACAGCCUUGCUGAUACCCCUCGGGGGGAAAGGGGUGCCUGAUCAUCAGGUGUUGCAUGGGGGUCCAUGUUCGGGGGAGGAGUUGUUGGUGUAG
Molecule: messenger RNA, 522 nt
Organism: Penicillium bovifimosum
Lineage: Eukaryota; Fungi; Ascomycota; Eurotiomycetes; Eurotiales; Aspergillaceae
Exons: 2
Coding region: 1-522 (173 amino acids)
Source: RefSeq, a predicted model, not a curated record